Molecule: messenger RNA, 915 nt
Organism: Cyphellophora europaea CBS 101466
Lineage: Eukaryota; Fungi; Ascomycota; Eurotiomycetes; Chaetothyriales; Cyphellophoraceae
Exons: 5
Coding region: 1-915 (304 amino acids)
Biological process (GO): monoatomic anion transmembrane transport
Cellular component (GO): mitochondrial outer membrane
Molecular function (GO): voltage-gated monoatomic anion channel activity
Source: RefSeq, a predicted model, not a curated record
AUGGCUGCUCCCGUCCCUUUCAGCGAUAUCGCUAAGCCAGCGAACGAUCUCCUCAACAAGGAUUUCUACCACACCCAGGCUACCAACCUCGAGAUCAAGUCGAAGGCUCCCAACGGCGUUGCGUUCAACGUCAAGGGCAAGUCUGCCCAUGAUGGUCCUAUCUCAGGCUCGGUGAGCUUCACGAUUACACAGAAAUAUUUCAGAGCAUAUGUUGACAACAAGCGAAUAAAGCUCGAGGGCAAGUACGCCGAUAAGGCCUCUGGCUUGACCUUGACCCAGACCUGGACUACGGCCAACAGCCUGGACACCAAGCUCGAGCUCGACAACUCCAUCACUCAGGGUCUCAAGGCUGAGGUUCUCACCAACUACCUCCCCGCGAAGCAGGCCUAUGGCGGCAAGGUCAACCUGUUCUACAAGCAGCCUUCCGUCCACACCCGUCUGUUCACCGACGUCCUCAAGGGUCCCACCGCUACCUUCGAUGCCACGAUUGGCCACGAGGGCUUCCUUGUCGGUGGUGAGGCUGGCUACGAUGUCUCCAAAGCCGCCAUCACCAAGUACGCUCUUGCUGCUGGCUACAGCCAGUCCACCUAUGCCGCCGCCAUCACCGCUACCAACAACCUGAGCCUUUUCUCCGCUAGCUACUACCACAAGGUGAACACUGAGGUCGAGGUCGGUGCUAAGGCUACGUGGGACUCUGCCCAGAACUCCAACGUCGGUCUUGAGGUCGCCAGCAAGUACAAGCUCGAUCCCAGCUCCUUUGCCAAGGCCAAGAUCAACGACCGUGGUAUUGCCGCCCUUGCCUACAACGUCAAGCUAGGUACCGGCAGCACUCUCGGUCUCGGUGCCUCUUUUGAUACCCAGAACAUGAACCAGGCCUCUCACAAGGUCGGCGCUUCUUUCACCUUUGAGGGUUAA